AUGCCUGGCGGCGAUGAUGCCCAUGCCAAUCUCGAUCUCCUCCCGGAUGAAUGCCUGGCCUACAUCUUCGACUUCCUGGGCUCCCUUGACCGCGGAAACUGCUCUCUAGUUUGCCGCCGUUGGCUCCUUGUCGAGGGUCAGAAUCAACAUCACCUCAACCUCAGGGCCGAAUCCGAUCUCCUCCCCGUCAUCCCUUCUCUCUUUAUUCGCUUUGAUGCAGUCACCCAACUCACCCUUAAAGGUACUGAUCACCGAUUCGUCGACGACGCUCUUGUCCUCCUCUCUCUCCACUGCCAUAACCUAACUAGUCUCAAGAUCGAUAAAUGUCACGACUUGAUCGAUGCAGGCAUGAUGGCUGUCGCCGUCAACUGUAAGAGAUUGAAGAAGCUUUCUUGUCAUUCGUGCAAAUUUAGUUCCAAAGGCAUAAACGCUGUGCUCGAUCACUGUUCCUCUCUCCAAGUCAUGAGUCUUAGUGGCCAGUAUAAUGUUGAUCCUGCUGCUUCUGCUGCCGUGCCUGUCAGGUCUAGUAAUCUCAGGAGCUUGGAGAUCUUGGCGGACUGCACUGGGGAUUGGGAUAAUCUACUCACAGACAUAGUGGAACGAACCAGUACUGGACUGGUUGAGGUCCGUUUGAUGUAUUUUAGAAUUAGCGAUGUCGGCCUUGCUGCUAUCUCUAAUUGCUCGAAUCUAGAGCGCUUGCGCCUUGUUGGCAAUAGCAACUGCACGGAUAAUGCGGGGAUUGUGUCCAUCGCUAACAACUGCAAGCUCCUAAGCAAACUCUGCAUCCAUGGAAGUAAUAAUAACAAUAAGAUAGAUGACGAGAGCCUUAUUGCCAUUGCCAAAGGGUGCCCUAACCUUGAGGAGUUGGCUCUUUUUGGUAUCAAUCUUACUUGUUUGAGUUUGAGGCUGCUCGGUGCCAAUUGCCAGAAUCUCAAUUACUUGGUACUCAGGGGGAGUGACAAGAUCGGUGAUGCUGAGAUUUCAUGCAUUGCUACUACAUGCAUUGCACUAAGGUUUCUCUUCAUCAUCGACUGCCCAGCUGUCACCAAUCGUGGGAUGGAAGUUCUUUCUGCUGCCUGCCCUAAUCGCUUAAGGAUUUUUUUGGCAUUCAAGGGGUGUACCACGUUUAGGUUUGGUGGUUGA
Molecule: messenger RNA, 1143 nt
Organism: Telopea speciosissima
Lineage: Eukaryota; Viridiplantae; Streptophyta; Magnoliopsida; Proteales; Proteaceae
Product: F-box protein At1g47056-like
Exons: 2
Coding region: 1-1143 (380 amino acids)
Biological process (GO): SCF-dependent proteasomal ubiquitin-dependent protein catabolic process
Cellular component (GO): SCF ubiquitin ligase complex
Molecular function (GO): protein binding
Source: RefSeq, a predicted model, not a curated record